Molecule: messenger RNA, 1680 nt
Organism: Suillus fuscotomentosus
Lineage: Eukaryota; Fungi; Basidiomycota; Agaricomycetes; Boletales; Suillaceae
Product: fungal-specific transcription factor domain-containing protein
Exons: 12
Coding region: 1-1680 (559 amino acids)
Biological process (GO): regulation of DNA-templated transcription; DNA-templated transcription
Cellular component (GO): nucleus
Molecular function (GO): zinc ion binding; transcription cis-regulatory region binding; DNA-binding transcription factor activity, RNA polymerase II-specific
Source: RefSeq, a predicted model, not a curated record
AUGUUUACCAAGCCUCACUCCAGCUCAAAAGCGCCUAUCGUGCGCAAUCCAAGAGCAUGCACUGUUUGUCGGGCAGCGAAGAUGAAAUGCGUUGGGGCAGAGGAUGGUCUCAAGUCUUGUCAAAGGUGCACAAGAACAGGUGUGGAAUGUGUCUUUGAGAAGCAUCGCAGAGGGCGAAAACCUGGAUCAAAGCUAUCCGAAGCGUCUAAAAUGCUCCGACGCUUAGAGAAAGGAUUGAACACAGCGAAACUCAAGCAAAGCGAUUCAUCAUUGUCGACAGUAUUCCCUGCCGACCCUCGUACUCCUCAAGCAGAUAAUACUCAAUUUGGCGGACUCCAGUCCUCUGAUGCUUAUGGUUCCACUGACGGAUAUGCGGCUUCAAGCGUCAGUUCACGUACUGUUGAUCCAGAGGAGGAAGAGGACGGGGAAAGGAGUGAUGAGAAAUUUCCUGCCAAAUUAAUCAGAAGGGAAAACUCCUUUUUCAGGACUAUCCUCAACCCAGAACACAAGUCGCCAAUGCUUCAUGUGCCUCGAAAUCCUUACCUCCCCCAGUCAUUGCGCCCGGCGCCUCUCCCGAUCGGCUAUAACGAUCCAAUCUCAGCCGGCUUAAUCAACGAAAACAAAGCAAAGAUCCUCUUUGAUGCAAUCUUCCUUCGACUGAAUCCAUUUAUAAAUCUUUUCGAUCCAGCUCUGCAUUCUGUUGCCUAUGUGCGGUCUAAAUGCCCUUUGUUAUUUACUACCUUGAUAAUGGCUGGCUGCAAAUUCUUCGAACCAAGCUUAUACAAGGAAUGCCUGAGGCUUGCUAACGAACUUGCGGUCCGGGCAUUCGCAGAAGGUUGGAAACGAGUAGAAGUGAUCCAAGCAUUUUCAUGUCUCACUUAUUGGAGAGAACAAGAGGACAACCGGACAUGGAUGUAUAUUGGAUAUGCGUGUCGGAUGGCUGUGGAACUUGGCCUCAACCGAUAUCAUGCAAAACCUCCUGCUCACGAAACAGAGUUCCAGCUUCGUGAAAGGCGAAACCGAGAGAGGACAUACCUCGUCCUCUUUGUACAUGACCGGAGUCUUAGCAUGCAGACAGGUCGGCAUUGGAUGCUCCCUGAAGAUGACUUCAUAAGGCACUCUGACACCUGGCAUGAGCAGGGUGGGACCCCCAUUCGAUGCGAAGAUGUCAUCGUUUCUGCUUUCGCACAACUCCGUCGUAUAGCGACCGAGGCUACAGACAUGUUCCACACCAAUCGGAGUCUUUCGGACGGUGGAAACAGUCAAGUCAAUAUCGAUAUGGUGCUGAAAAACUGCAACGCGAAGCUUGCACUGUGGACCAGUACCUGGGACCAUGAGAUGAGAAAAGCUAACGGAGAGUCUUUCCACUUUUCCUUUACCAAUCUCUUUUGCCUCUAUUCGAGCCUUUUCUUGAAUAGUUUUGGUGUUCAAUCCAGUGUCCCACCUGCAAACCGCACGAAUAGUCAUGUUCGCGCCUUAUCUGCGUGUUUUGAAAAUGCAUUAAAUGUGCUGGGAAUCGCAUCUAAAGACUUCAGGGAAUUUGGUGUUUUGCGCUACGGACAAGAGACAACCUCCGUUAUGACUGCAUACUCUGCCAUAUUUCUGCUGAAGGUAAUAAAUGCCCUGCCUCCAAAUCUAAGUAAAGUUGAUGUGUUGGCCUUAGCUACUCCGGAGCUCUAA